UCUCUCAACUUGAAGAGACGAGUAAUGCAAUCCAAUUCCGUGACGAGUAAUCUUUCCGCUGCUCCCCUCACAGCGACCUCUUCGCUUCUCAGAGUCUGCAGUGGGCGCGUCGCGUCCUGGUAGUUAAAGCCCACGCGACGCGACACUCUCCGAGAUGGACAGCUAGCGUAUCCGCCUCCGCCGCCCUCGCCGCUGUCGCGUGCCGUCCAAACAUCUCAGAGUCUCACCUCCAUCCAUUACCGCAACCCACUUCCGUCACACUCGCUAUUGUCACAUCGCCGCCCAUCCUUUCCGCUCACUUACAUCACAAUGGCGACCCGGCCGCCCCCCUCUCGUGACGCGUCGUCCCCACUCCUCCUCCUCGUCCUCCUCGCCGCGACUACCGCCCUCCAUGCCCCCCCCACUCUCGCCGCGCAAUCCCCGCCGUCGCCAAUCCCGUUUGUUACCACUACCCCCGCCCCCACAGCCCCUUCCGCUCCGCUCACCCCCCCCGCCUCCGCCCCGCCCGCCUCUGCUCCGCCCGCCUCCGCUCCGCCCGCCUCCGCCGCCGGCGCGUGCCCCUUAACGGGCAAACUCCCGCAGAAGCCCAAGGUGGUGCCGUCCAGGUGUCCCGCUGCUGCUGAGCUGUCGUGCUGUGAUUCGUGCACGGAUCUGAGCUCGGCUCUGAUGCUUGUGGGCUCCACGCUGGGCGAUCUGGUAACGGCUAUCGACCCCGCGCUGCUGGAUUUUGUCAACGCAACUAUUAAGAUUUGCGAUCUGUUCGCCGGCCAGAUCAAGUGCGCCCAGGCUAUGGAGGACCUCGUGUGCGCCGCCCAGUGCAACCCCGACGCGGGGAGAUACAUCAAGACCGUUGGUGCCGGCGCUGCUGCUGCUCCCACCAUGACUGUGUGCCCUGCCUUCGCUGACAAAGCGUUCAACAGCUGCCAGGGCCUGUCAGUGGGCGAAGGCAUUAGCCUGACGACCUUCAUUCCAGAUGCGGCCAAUUUUAUCUCGAUGGUGGCGGGAAACAUUGUGAAGGUGCUGGGAGUGAACAACUUUAAGGCUAGCAUUGGCAAGACCAACUGUUUUGCUGGCACAACGGUAACCCCGCCCUACAUUGCGUGCUGCGACCCUCUUGCCGUCCCCCCCACCUGCCCUGCCGGUGCCAUCAACACCACCAAGUACCGCCCCUUCAUCAACCGCCCUGUCAACUCCGCUUCCUGCCAGGCUGGAACCCGCCCCCCGCCCGCCCCGGCCCCUGCACCAACACCCCCCCCUGCGCCUACUCCCGCCUCCUCUCCUGAGUUUUCACCUGAGUCGACCCCUGCUCCUGCUUCUUCUCCCCUCGUUGACCUAACCCCCUUGCCUCCCGCCCUUCCUGCUCCACCUGCCCCCCCUGUUCCAGUCCCCUCUGGCACACCUACUGCCACUGCCCCUCCCCUUCCCUCCCUCUUAAACUCGCCUCCCUCUCCCCCCUCCCCUCCCGCUCCCUCCCCUCCUCCUGAAAGCAAGCCUGCCUCCCCUCCUGCAUCUGCUUACCUCACGCCUCUUCUCUUCUGCUUGACUUACGCUGCUGUGGCCCUACUGCUGGCACCUGCUGUGCUGCUAUAGCUGGCCUUCCCACACUCUGGUCGGCUCACUCCCCUCCUGCAAGCAAGUCUGCCUCCCCUCCUGCAAGGAAGUCUGCCUCCCCUCCUGCGUCUCCUUACCUCACGUCUCCUCUCCUGCGUGACUUGCGCUGCUAUGGCCCUGCCGCUGGCGCCUGCUGUGCUGCUAUAGCUGGCCCUCACAAACACAGGUCUGCUCUGCUCACUCCCCCCCUCCUCCUGCAAGCAAGCUAUAGCGCUGCUGCUCACACCUGCUGUGCUGCUAUAGCCAGCCCUCCCAGGCACUGGUCUGCUCACUCCCCUCCUGCAUCUGCUGCUUACCACAUGCCCCCAAUUUCCUUUCAUACCUGUGCUGCUAUGGCGCUGCUGCCAACACCCGGUCCGCUGCUGCUAUGUUAGGCUAGCUCUGACUUUCACUCAAACUUUUGGAUAAGGAGAUUCUAGUUGUGUAUGCGAUAGCUAGUGGUACUUGAUUGUCUUUUGCUUUUCCUUCCUGAAAUUGCAAGAGAGGAAAUAACCCUGUUUUAUGACGCUACGCUGUGUUGCCGAAAGAUUUUGAAUUGGGCAAGCAAGCAAAGC
Molecule: messenger RNA, 2165 nt
Organism: Closterium sp. NIES-67
Lineage: Eukaryota; Viridiplantae; Streptophyta; Zygnematophyceae; Desmidiales; Closteriaceae
Source: the annotation of a GenBank genome assembly